AUGACGAUGGUCCCCCUGGACCCCUCGUCCAAGCCCACGUCGCAGCGUCGCAUCGCGGAGGGCGACACGGUCGUGGUGUACGAGCGCCACGACACGAUGCGCGCCGUCGCGGUGCGCGCCGGCGGCGUGCUCCAGAACCGGUUCGGCGUCUUCAGCCACGACGACUGGAUCGGCCGCCCCUUCGGAUCCAAGGUAUUCGGCGGCGGAGGAGGUAGUAGUAAGGGCGGCGGAGGCGGAGGCAAGGCGGGCGGUGGUGGGUUCGUGCACCUCCUGGCGCCCACCCCGGAGCUCUGGACUCUGGUGCUCAGCCACCGCACCCAGAUCCUUUACAUCGCCGACAUCAGCCUCGUCGUCGCCUACCUCGAGCUUGUACCUGGUUGCGUUGUGCUCGAGUCUGGUACGGGUAGCGGGUCGCUCACCACUUCGCUGGCACGCGCCGUCGCGCCGCAUGGCCAAAUCCACACCUUUGAUUUCCACGAGCAGAGGGCCGCCUCAGCUAGGGAAGACUUUGAGAAGAAUGGCUUGAGCAGCCUCAUCACAGUCAAUGUGAGGGAUGUACAAGGGGAAGGAUUCCCAGAGGAACAUUGUGGUGCUGCUGAUGCUGUCUUCCUGGACUUGCCCCAGCCUUGGCUUGCAAUACCAUCUGUUGGGUUGAUGUUAAAGAAAGACGGUGUUCUAUGCUCGUUUUCGCCUUGUAUUGAGCAAGUGCAGCGUGCUUGUGAAGCCAUGAAAACAUCUUUCACAGAUAUUAGAACCUUUGAGAUUCUUCUUCGCAAUUAUGAAAUACGCAACGUUGCUCUGAAGAGUGUCACCUCGGACGAGGCAUGUGUGGGGCCUCUACCGCAGAAAAGAAGAAUGUUGACAGCCCCAGGUGAAAACACAGACUGCUCACAAAGGAGUUCCUCCAUUUUGGUUAGGCCAUGCAGCAGUGCUAAAGGGCACACUGGGUACUUAACCUUUGCAAGGCUUUGCGUGUAA
Miscanthus lutarioriparius is the source of this 978-nucleotide messenger RNA. NCBI's taxonomy places the organism in Eukaryota, Viridiplantae, Streptophyta, Magnoliopsida, Poales, Poaceae. The record is from the annotation of a GenBank genome assembly.